AUGUGGGGUCCGUUAUUAAGAAAACUAUUGAUGACUUAUGGGAUGAAGUAUGCAAAGACUUUUAUAGUUGCAACUGUUAGAGCUUUAGAGAGUAAGAUAUACUUAGAAUCUGGAUAUCAACCCCAAAAAUUCUUUGAAGAAAUGCUAUCUAAGACAACCUUUUCUAAAACUGCUUUUAAUCGCCCAAUGACAACAGAAGAAGCUCUAAAAAUUCUUAAUGUCCAAAGCCAUUCAACUAAAGAAGAAAUUGAAGAAAACUUCAAAACGUUAUAUGGAAAAAAUAGCUCUGAGAAAGGAGGAUCAGUCUAUAUACAAUGCAAAGUUAUGAGUGCUAAAGAUCAUUUGCUAAAUAAUAAGGAAUAA
Messenger RNA from Blepharisma stoltei, 363 nucleotides. The record is from the annotation of a GenBank genome assembly. NCBI's taxonomy places the organism in Eukaryota, Ciliophora, Heterotrichea, Heterotrichida, Blepharismidae.